Prorocentrum cordatum is the source of this 492-nucleotide messenger RNA. NCBI's taxonomy places the organism in Eukaryota, Dinophyceae, Prorocentrales, Prorocentraceae. The record is from the annotation of a GenBank genome assembly.
AUGGCCACAUUUUUUCAGGCCGUCGCGGAUGGCGACAUCGGUGCCAUGAACGAGUUCAUGGACGCUGAUGACUUCGACAUAGAUGCGAAGGACGCAGGCGGCUUCGCGGCGCUGCACCACGCCGCCGUGGCCGGAGAGGCGGCCGCGGGCAGCCUGCUCGUGGAGUGCAGCGCCGACGUCAACGUCUUGGACGACCAGGGCAACACCCCACUGAUGCUGGCCGGCAGACACAACAAGCGCCUGGUCGCUUCCAUGCUUCUUUGGGGCGGCGCGGACCGCGACCCGGUCAACGAGAGGGGGAACACCGCGCUGCACGAGGCAGCGGCGAGCAGGGCGCGGGACGUGGCCUGGCUCAUCGUCGAGAACGGCGGGGACCAGUGCAUGAAGGUUCAGAACAACGAGGGCAAGACCCCUCUGGACAUCGCCACGGAGGUCGGGGCGGACGAGGAGAUGCUGGAGAUGCUCCAGAAGGCGUUGGACGACGUGUCGUGA